Symbiodinium sp. CCMP2592 is the source of this 726-nucleotide messenger RNA. The record is from the annotation of a GenBank genome assembly. Lineage: Eukaryota; Dinophyceae; Suessiales; Symbiodiniaceae.
AUGACGGAUGCGCUGGCACUUUGCGAGCCAUCCUCAGGUGACGGAAUAAUUUCAAUCGACAUCGACGAAGAUGCUAUAGCUGUGGCGAACGUGCUGCAGCAGGAUUCUCAGCAUGCGGAGUUUUACGAACUGCUGAAGGAGUUUCAGCGAAAGGCCGCGCACGCUCUAAAGGGUGCGAAUGCGCCGGUCUGCAUCGACGUCCGUUUGGGCGGCCAAGUGACCGACCUGCCGGAGGUCUUGGCACCAGGUGGAGCCUCCGUGCCUUCCAUGCCCUCCCUGCCCUCCAUGCCCUCCGACACUGGCUCUGGCUACUACUCCAACAAUGGUAACUGGAGCGAUGCCUUGCCUCCCUCUUUCGCGGCCGAGCGCAUUGUCAACGCUAAAGACGUCCGUUUCUCGCAGAAGUCUAUGAAGCGGCGAUUCCAGGACGGACGCAGCCUGGAGGAGCUGAUCCAGGGCCUCAUGAGGGGUACUUACAACCCCAUGACGGAUGAGUUUCUGAAGCUGACCGUUGUGGAAAAAUCCGAUGCCCAGGGGAACCCUGCUCUGUACUCGAAGGACAAUCGGCGGCUCUAUUGCCUCCACGAAUAUCAAAGGCGCAUAUGUGCCGAAAGGGUGCCCGUCCGGGUUCGUAUCCUCGCAUGGCAAGACGUGGUCGAUGCCUGCAAGUUUCAGAGGAACUACGACACUGAGCAGGACGGGAAUGAUAUUACGCUUCGAAACUGA